UUAUCAAUCACUGUCAAGUUUGUAAAGCGUGAAGAAGUGUAUGAGAAUUGUUUUUGAAUAUUUCUCAUACUAGAACAUACAACAUACGUAAAAAGUGAGAUGACGUCACAUCCGAGCGGCAGCAGCCGUGCCGCGAGCGACAUCGACGUGCGCCGCCUCUACAGCCUCUCCCUCUCGCAGAUCAGAAAACAUUCGGAGCUCGGCAACUAUCACUACAAACCCUCGCCAUUCAACAUUCGCUGGAUCCACGGUUACAACGCCAAGGUGGGUGUGAUUAACUUGAACGACGAGGGCAGCACCAUCGCGCUAUACGCCGCCGGCAACUGCGCCGUACUCUAUAACUGGACCACCAACGAGAUGAGGAUACUGCAAGGACAUAAGCACAUAGUGACGUGCAUAGCCGCAGACAGCCAGGGCAAGUGGCUGGUGACUGCUGACUCGGGCCCUGAAAACGUUCUCAUAGUUUGGGACAGUUGCGACAACUUCCCUGUCAAGACACUCUUCUCUCCGCACGGGGGUACCAACAUCGCCAAAAUUACGCUUAGCCCCGACGCCAAGUAUCUCCUUACUAUAGGCUAUAGGGAGAAGGCCGUCGUAUACUGGUGGAUAUGGUCCUUCGGGAAUGAUGAACCCCACGCUACUCUGGAACUGUCCAUGCCUCGCGGCGCGAUCCUUGACAUGGCCUUCAACCCGAUACAGACUGAACAGUUUGUGCUGAUGACCAAACACGAUAUAUGGAUCGGUGUAUCUAGGAAAGUAUUUAUAUCAGAGCGAGGAGUGAUAAAAGAUACUAAUACAUACGAGUUAGUAGUACUAACGGUGCAAAGGAAGCAAAACGCGGAGUUUGGCAAGUUGACUUGCUUCACUUUCGUGAGGGAGACGGGCCAGAUACUGGCGGGCACCAACCGUGGCUACGCGCUGGUGUAUGGCUAUACGUCCGAGUUCAACUCUAACGUACAAGAUACGAAAAAUAUUGAGGAUAUGAAGUUUGUUAAGGGAUUGAAGAUACAACAAUGUAGAAUAGAGAUCAUUAAAAAUAUCGAUGGAGUUAUAGUGACAGGCAAUAGCGAGGGUGGUAUCCACUUUUACGACCCUCAGCUGAAGCUGCUGUACUGGGUGCACGGCUUCACCGUCGACAAGGUGACAGGUCUCAGCUUCAACGUCUCGCCAAGGAGUUACCAGAUCCUUGACCCGAAAUGCAAUAAGCAAUGCCUGUGCUGGGAGAAGGUGGUGCUCAAGGUAGACCCGGUGACAGGCGCCAGGCGACAGAAGCUGAUGAAGAGCAAGUUGCCUUCCGACGCCACUGUCCCUAACAAGCCCUUCGUCGUCAGGGAUUUUAUCGUGUGUACAAAGAACCAGGGUGUGGGCUUUGUGGAUUUCGUGGCAGAGAACAAUAAUACUUUCCUGGACAACAAGAUAUCGCCUGCGCUGGCUAUGACGGUGCACCCUGAGAAACCGUAUGUUUGCGUGGGCUAUGCGGACGGCAACCUGGAGCUGUACAACUUUGUGCGGCAUACCCUGUUUGCGCGGUUGCCGCUGCGGGACUUCUACAAGGUGGUGACACAGCCUGCUGACGACUCCAUCAGCUGCCUUGUCGAUGUCUUCUACCCCCAGCUCUCUGUUACAUGCCUCAAGUACUCUCCCAACGGUUUGCACCUAGCAUGCGGUCUCAACACUGGACAAUUGAUAUUCUUGGAUCCAACGACGGUUGAAAUAAGAACUAACACACCGUUCCAAGACACCCGAUUCUCUAUCAAGGAGAUGUCCUUCAGCCCCGAUUCUCUGUCUCUUGCCUUUUUUGACGCGGGUAGGACGGUAUGCCUGUAUAAGUACGACUGCGUUUCACUGACCUGGCAUUUCGUGGCGAAGCAUCGGGCACACUACAAAGAAGUUACGGCGGUCUUUUUCUUGCCUGAGAAGAACGAGAGCGGAGACUACAAGCUGGUAUCGAUGGGCGCCGACCGCACGAUGGUUGAGUACGACAUCGGCGCCAGCUCCGAAGAGUACUUGGAGAUCCUCAGCCUGGACAGAAUAGAGCAGACCGCCAUCCCUCUGGCCGGGAUCCCCUGGUCCUCGUCCAGAGAUGUUGACCCGGAGACUUGUCGCACCGAUAUGCCCAUGAUAUUGAUAGCUAAUGAUGAAUUCAAAUACAAGAUAGUAAAUUAUAAGACGACGAUGACGCUGUCGACGGUACUGGGGCCCCGUUUCGAGCAGCCGGUGCGCCGCCUGCAGCUGGUGACGCGCAGUGACGAUGACGAUGGCGCACAGUACCUGCUUUUCGCCACCAAGACCGUCGUUGGCUUGCAGAAGAUGCCACUUGACGGCAAUCCCUGGAAACACAUCGGCCUACUAGGGCAUCCCAUAGAGGUGAUACAAAUGUGUUAUCGAGAAGACUGUGGAAGUUUAUUUACCAUCGGAGCUAAGGAUAGCUGCAUGACGCAAUGGGCGGCUAAUUACAGGGCGAUCGACACGACAACAAAACAAGGCGGCACCGACUUGGAUCCUUACUACUGUCUGAUAGAGAAUGGCAGGCCAGGCUGGUUGUUCCACGAGAUCCGAGACCUGUUCUAUUACAUCCAGAUCCUAUGCCAGGGAACCUUCUCCCCCUCCAUUAGGACUGUAAAAGACUUCAUACCCAUAGAAACGCUGCCCGAUAUGAUGAGGGCUUUGGGAUUCUUUCCUUCUGAAUAUGAAGUUGAAAAUCUGAUUGUAGAGGCGAAGUAUAAAGUGUAUCAACGUCAACCCUCAACAGAAAUCGACUUCGAAGAGUUUGUAAAGCUGUAUUUGAACCAUCGGCCUGCGUUUCUAGAAAGCGCCAGACGUAUCAAGAAUGCUUUUAAACAUUUCGCCAAUCCGAUAGAUGGCGCUUACGUAAUGCCCAGGGAUCAAUUUAUUAAUAUGCUUAGUGAUUAUGGUGAACGAUUCCCGCGGGAACUAUCGUGGUACCUCUUGUCUAUUUUGUGUUGCCACAGUUUUGAGGAUCGAUCCGCGAUGUAUGAAUCAGAUUUUCAUUUCUUACCAGAAACAAUCAAUCUGAGUGAGCUGCUGUCAAAUAUAAUCGGCGUUGCGGACUACGACAACCUGUCUGAGUCGUAUUUUAAGGGUUCGGGGAGCUCCAUGCGCAGCACCUCUACAGACUCCGACAACUAUUCACCCCAGUGACUUCUGACAUCAUCAUCAGCCUGUCAUCAAUCUCUCAAAAUAUUUUUUAUCUAUAACCUAAUAUGUCACAUAAGGCAUA
Papilio xuthus (Asian swallowtail) is the source of this 3241-nucleotide messenger RNA. Its product is annotated as WD repeat-containing protein 66. Gene Ontology annotation, molecular function: protein binding. Bases 100 to 3162 code for a protein of 1020 amino acids. The transcript has 17 exons. Gene Ontology annotation, cellular component: motile cilium. NCBI's taxonomy places the organism in Eukaryota, Metazoa, Arthropoda, Insecta, Lepidoptera, Papilionidae. The record is from RefSeq and is a predicted model, not a curated record.